Messenger RNA from Centruroides sculpturatus (bark scorpion), 2594 nucleotides. RefSeq lists its product as uncharacterized. The transcript has 6 exons. The record is from RefSeq and is a predicted model, not a curated record. Gene Ontology annotation, cellular component: cytoplasm. Gene Ontology annotation, biological process: sulfation. Gene Ontology annotation, molecular function: GTPase activity; GTP binding; sulfotransferase activity. NCBI's taxonomy places the organism in Eukaryota, Metazoa, Arthropoda, Arachnida, Scorpiones, Buthidae. The coding region runs from base 362 to 2476 and encodes 704 amino acids.
GUCACUGCUAUGUAAUUCACGUACAGUACAGUACAGUACAGUACGUAUUGUUGAUUCCUGGCUGAUGGCGCCAUCUAGUGAUCAAGACGGCAAACUGCUGCAUCCCUAGCUAGCUAUUUAAAACCCACGAGAGCGGAAAGGAAUUUGAAUAUUGUAUUAUAACUUUGCAUAUUAUAACUGAGUGGACUCGUAAUUCGUUACGAUACGAUUUUUUUUGCGUAAUCUUCCUAUAUUUGUCUAGCCAAUCCGAACGCUGUGGAACAUCUACCGAUAACCGGAUGAAAAUCCGAUAGCACACUUGUGUAUUACCCAUUUCGGUGCUGAUACAUACUAACGAUUUCCUUUGGCAAAGAAAUCGACAAUGAACAAAGAUGAGCCAUUAACAAAAAUCCCUCUGAAGUACAUCAAUGGGUUUCCGUUUCCGGAACCGUUUCUGGAUGAGGAGAAAGUUUUAGAAACUAUCGCUUAUCAACCAACCGAGGAUGAUAUCUUUGUAACAACCUAUCCUAAAAAUGGAACCACGUGGAUGAUGUACAUAAUCUGGGAGAUUCUUCACGAUGGCGCACCACCACCUCCACCGUACAUGAUGAUGAUGAUCGAGAUCCCUUUCCUGGAAUUUACAGGAUCCAAAGUUAUAGAGAAAUUGAAGCCUCCGCGAGUCAUGAAGACACACAUGCCAUUUAAUUUAAAUCCUUAUAAUCCUUCCGCCAAAUACUUCUUCGUCUACAGGAAUCCUUGGGAUUGCUGCGUUUCUUAUUUCCACCACGAGAGAGAUAUGGAACCUAAUUACGAUAGUUUAACGUUUGACGUAUUUUACGAAUGCUUUCUCAAAGGAGAAGUGCCGUGGGGUGAUUUCUUCGAUCACUUCUUAUCCUGGUACGAGCACAAAGAUGACUCCAAUGUCUUCUUCUACAAGUACGAGGACAUGAAGAAAGAUCCCAAGGGUAUUAUUUUGAAAGUGGCAGAAUUCUUAGGGGAGAAUUAUUUGCUCAAGUUGAAAGAAGACAAAGAAUUAAUGGAGAAGAUAUUGCGUCAUACCGAUUUUAAAUACAUGAAGGAAAAUCUUCAUUGUUACACUCCCCUCAGUAACGAAGGAUUCGAUAAUUUGAGCGCAGAGGAAUUAUCUGUGAAAUUAUCAACAAAAGGAACUGAAAAUGUAAAAAAAGUCGAAUUUUUCCGUAAGGGAGAAGUGGGAAAUUGGAGAAAAUUCUUCAGCGAAGACCAAAAAGUUCGAUUUCGGGAAUACAUAAAAAGGAAACUAACGGGAACACCCGUCGAAGGAACACUUAUGCAAGAAUGGAUGAAUAUGGACAGUGCACAUGCCACCGAAGAUGUCGAGAAGAUGAUUCUCGGUAACAAAUGUGAUAUGGAAGACAAAAGAAUGAUCAGCAAAGAAAGAGGAGAAUCGAUUGCACGAGACCACGACGUAACCUUCUUAGAAACAAGUGCAAAAGCAAAUAUCAAUAUCGAAGAAGCCUUUUUUCAUUUAGCAGAAGCUAUCUUAAAUAAGGUGAAAUCGAAAAUGAACAAAGAUGAGCCAUUAACAAAAAUCCCUCUGAAGUACAUCAAUGGGUUUCCGUUUCCGGAACCGUUUCUGGAUGAGGAGAAAGUUUUAGAAACUAUCGCUUAUCAACCAACCGAGGAUGAUAUCUUUGUAACAACCUAUCCUAAAAAUGGAACCACGUGGAUGAUGUACAUAAUCUGGGAGAUUCUUCACGAUGGCGCACCACCCCCUCCACCGUACAUGAUGAUGAUGAUCGAGAUCCCUUUCCUGGAAUUUACAGGAUCCAAAGUUAUAGAGAAAUUGAAGCCUCCGCGAGUCAUGAAGACACACAUGCCAUUCAAUUUAAAUCCUUAUAAUCCUUCCGCCAAAUACUUCUUCGUCUACAGGAAUCCUUGGGAUUGCUGCGUUUCUUAUUUCCACCACGAGAGAGAUAUGGAACCUAAUUACGAUAGUUUAACGUUUGACGUAUUUUACGAAUGCUUUCUCAAAGGAGAAGUGCCGUGGGGUGAUUUCUUCGAUCACUUCUUAUCCUGGUACGAGCACAAAGAUGACUCCAAUGUCUUCUUCUACAAGUACGAGGACAUGAAGAAAGAUCCCAAGGGUAUUAUUUUGAAAGUGGCAGAAUUCUUAGGGGAGAAUUAUUUGCUCAAGUUGAAAGAAGACAAAGAAUUAAUGGAGAAGAUAUUGCGUCAUACCGAUUUUAAAUACAUGAAGGAAAAUCUUCAUUGUUACACUCCCCUCAGUAACGAAGGAUUCGAUAAUUUGAGCGCAGAGGAAUUAUCUGUGAAAUUAUCAACAAAAGGAACUGAAAAUGUAAAAAAAGUCGAAUUUUUCCGUAAGGGAGAAGUGGGAAAUUGGAGAAAAUUCUUCAGCGAAGACCAAAAAGUUCGAUUUCGGGAAUACAUAAAAAGGAAACUAACGGGAACACCCGUCGAAGGAACACUUAUGCAAGAAUGGAUGAAUAUGGAGUAAGUUAUAAUCUUGAAAAUCACGAUUUUCACUAAAAUUUCAGCAGUGCAGUGAUUUCUCAAAAUGUUUACGAAUAUUAAUAUAUUCUGUUGUGGCAAUAAAAUAAAGAUGUUGCAUACGG